AUGCAGCGGGAAGUGAUUAAAUGGCUCCAGUCGCUUGACCUGACGUACCAAGUCCGUCACCCGCAGCAGGACCUCUCUAACGGCUUCACGCUGGCGGAAAUUGCCAGUCGCUACGACCGGCGCGUCGCUAUGCACAGCUACGUGCCUGGCUGCUCCACCGAGUGCAAGCGGCGCAAUUGGAAGAUGCUUUUGCGUGAUCUGAAACGAAUCGAGUGUGAGACUGUGACUGCUGAAAUGGCGGAGGCGACAGUGCAAGGGAAGCCGGGUGUAGCGUCAGCGGUGUUAGAUAUUCUGUAUGAAUUUUUCUAUGGCCGCGCAGUACCGCCACGGACUAAAAACAACAACGAGACCACGACAGCACUCGUCGAUGUGAUGGACGCGGCGUGGGCUGAGAAGGAAGGCUCGGACGCCGUGGUGCCACAAGGGAAUGAGCCACUACCACUGCGAACGAUGGAAAAUGAUGAAAUUGCUCUUGGCAAAGGGCUACGGAAGCCUGGUUUCGCACGGCCAACGGCAGCGGCACUGCUGCAUGUGGCCAAUCGUGAAACACGAAAUGCUCAGCUGACAGCCGCUGUUCCACCGGACGAGUUGCGGACGCUGAGACGUAACGAGAAGCUGCUCAAUGAGCACGAAAUGCUCCAGAAGGCAUACCGAUAUGCCGAACCACAACGCUUCGCAGCUUUGAGUCACCAGCGUCGUGUACUUGCUGAGAAACCCAAAGGGAAAGAAGCAGCAAACAGAAAAGGGACCUGUAGGGAUCAUCAUGUGGCGAUCGACAAAGUGUUCCAGGUGGAUGUGAAUGUAAUGAACAAGCAGCUCCUCAGCGCCUUGCGCUCGCGGGACGGUGUUGGCAUUGACGGCGGAGGAGACCACGAUGAUAAGACACCAGAGUCAUGCGCAAGGGAGGUGCUGGAGACGUGCGGCAACAAUCUGCGUAUUGGGUUGUCGAAGCUGCUUGGCAUGACGUUACAGACCAACGGCUUCUCUGAUGUCCUGGAGCUAUUAGGCGGUGAGGAUGCUCUCGGGGAUGUGAUGUGCACAUUUGUUGGUCAACGGGAACAAUUGCCCUUUGCGGCUGUUGUGGCUUGUUGGACUACUUUGUUACGUGCCAGUGAUGGUAUUGCAUCGGCUCUUGUUACCCGCCCCACGGAAUAUAUGUACCUCCUACGGGCGCUGAACUUCAUCUUCGGCGCGGAGGUGGUGCACAUUCGACUGCUGCACGUCUCUAGCUCACCGGAGGACUAUAGUGCACCCGAGGAGAAGUCAGAUCUGGCGGCGACGGUGACAUCAGCGACGACAUCAGGAGUUUUGCGUGAUGGUAACCGGACUCAAAGGGCUAUGACUGGGGGUGAUGCACUUUUGUCAGCCUCGGAGGACUCUGAUAAGCCUCAGCAGGCAGUCUUCUCUAAUGUGCGGGUCUUCAACUUGGCGUCGGCUUUUUGCCUGUUGUAUAGUGUUGGUAAGGCUGUCCACGCCAAGUCAAAGGAAGUGGCGUUCACAUUGCUAAUAGAGCAAUUUAUUCCUGCUGUCACUCGAUUGUUCCCAUUGUCAAGUACGACGAUUCUGGAGGCGGUGGCUCGGGUAGUGGUGGCGCAUGUUUGCGGUGACGGUUCCCUUGCAGAGGGCGCAGAGCCAACAUCAACCCAAGGUGAGGAAAACGGACCGCGUCAGCAACCGGUGGGACAGGAGUGGAAUUCUACCCAUAAGUUAACAACACUCCUAGCAGGGCCACUCAAGAGGGCCUUUUCUCAGUGCGGGCCAGCAGCCUCGAUCAGUCCUGUUCUGCAGCGCUCUCAAUACAACCUUUUUCUGUACCACGUGCUCUGCCACACGCGAGCAGUUUUGGGUAACAACUAUGAAACUUGCAACAAGGAAAAGGAUGCUGUGUCUGUGAGGGUGCCUUUGACAGAAGGCUCGUUAUCGUCACCUGUGGAGCUGUGCGCCAGCGGCGUUUAUUUGUGUCUUGGAUCGCCUUCCCUACAGGAACGUUGCAUUGGAUUGGCAAUGUUGCUGCAAAUUCUCGCGUGGGAUCGGUGGGACUUGGCGAUUGAUCCUCUUGUUCUUGUUGUGAACGACGUGAAGGAACGAGGCGCGUCUAGUGGUUUUUUGCAUCGUGCCGCUGAAGCGUGGGAGUGCCGUGUUCUUUUGUUGGAGUUACUGACUAUUGCGUUGCGCAAAGCGUUGUAUUUAAUUGCAGAUUGCUCUGAAGAGAUCGAGAAUAACACGACGUCUUCCACCUCGACACCGGCGUCGGCUGUGGCAUCUGUCGUCAAGGAGAAACUCGAUUUUAGCCAUCUUGAGGAGGUGACGGUGACGUGUCUGCUCAUGUUCUCUGAAGCGCCGUUGCUGCAGCGUCAACUUGCCCUCCAAAUUGUUGGCAGGCGGCUUCUCCCUGAUGAGCAGCGCAAUGUUGCUGCUGUGUGGUUGCGCGGUCUUUUCUUGUUUCCAGUGGAGCAGAUUGAUUUUCUGCUGCGCCCGCAUGAGGCUACGCCGCUACGUAUGCCCGACCCCAUGGUGGGUACACAGCCUCACGCGCAUAGCAGGCCACAGAGCCGUCACACGGCCACAGAUAUGUAUAAAGAAGAGCAUUUGGUCUCUGAUGUACAGCCGGCUGAAGGUACGGGGCGAAUAUCUGGACCUGAAGGGACCUCAGAUAAGAAUGUCUCCUCUCUGCGUGUUCUGCUGGGUCGCGUGGAGCCGGCUUACAUCGUUGCCCCACUUAAUCAGUCGUGGGACACAUUCAGUGUUGUGCAGGCCACACUCAUGUUUGAGGAGAUGUUGACAACAUCCCAGGUCUUUUCGGUCAUUUUGGCCGCAUUGCUGAGUCCUCAGCGGCGCGAAAUGCUACGCCAAAGGCUGCUACAGAACCUUCGUGCCAUUGGCGUAGCCAAUGGUGGUGAAGUAACAGCGCCAACGGAGAAGUGCAGCAACGAGACGCCCCCUUCAGUUGGAAAUAAGACGGAUGAAGACAACGAGGCGGCAUUUAGCGUCACGCUCAGAAGUCUCGUGGCGACGUACGGCCGCGCGGAUGUCACAAGUGCCAAUGCAGGGGAAAAUUCUGGUGGCAAGGGAGUGGAGAAUUCGGAUACCACAGCUGCUGCUGCUGCCGAUGCUUCGGCGAGUGAAAAAGCAGCUGGGGCACACGAUAGAAGUGACGAGCAAGUGGUCGAUGGACAAAACGAGGAGGAGAAACAGAUGGAGAUGCACGUGAAGGCAUUCUGGAUAUCUGUGCUGCGUGUAUUGAAGCAGCAGCUGCAAAAAUGCCUCUCUGACGACACUCCGCUACAGGAACAGAAGGUGGCGGAUGGCACUGAAAGGUCAGCCGAUGCAUCAUUGACGGCAACCACGACAUCAGAAGAAACACGUAGACGAGACGUGUGCCGCAUCUCACCGACGGAGAACCCCCGGCGGUUGCGGGAGUUGGCUGCGGCCGUGCUGCUCACUUUGCAUCGAAGGUACUGCAAUAAUUCUUCAUUGGUCUCGGAAGGGGAGCCGCCCUUGCAUGCGGCAUGGCGUUGGUUAGCGGUUAUGUAG
This is a messenger RNA of Trypanosoma grayi, 3534 nucleotides long. RefSeq names its product Spermatogenesis-associated protein 4. NCBI's taxonomy places the organism in Eukaryota, Euglenozoa, Kinetoplastea, Trypanosomatida, Trypanosomatidae. Gene Ontology annotation, biological process: regulation of cytoskeleton organization. The record is from RefSeq and is a predicted model, not a curated record. Gene Ontology annotation, cellular component: axoneme. The coding region runs from base 1 to 3534 and encodes 1177 amino acids. Gene Ontology annotation, molecular function: microtubule binding. The transcript has a single exon.